AUGUCCGGAAGUGGGACAAACGUGGAUGGGGUUGUGAGAAACAGUGCCCUAGCUUUUGUUGCGCCUACGCAGCCACAAACUAACAGUUCACAAGGGUCGCAGGAUCAGAUGGAUCCGUCAGAUAGAUUGAUGCCAGCUGGUUUAAAAGCCUUAUAUGAAGCAUGCUCCAAGAUAUAUCCAGAUCAACCAAACCCAUUGCAAGUGACAACAAGACUGAAAUACUGGCUUGGUGGCCAAGAUCCUCUUGACUAUAUCAGCAUGUACUGGAAUCCAGGAAUACCAGAAGAAAGCAUACCUCCACAUUGGCAUUAUGUAAGUUUUGGUGUUUCUGACCUUCACGGAGAUGGUCGUGUCCAUCCAAUGCCAGAGCGAGGGGACAAAUGGUCUGGUUAUGGCUUGGAGUUAACAUUGAGGUUGGCGUCUGAUAGAAGUCAAUCCCCUCCAGUCUGGCCUGCUGCAUUGCUACAGGCACUCGCUAGAUAUAUAUUUACUACUGGCAACAAAUUCUGCGCCGGCGAUCACAUAUCAUGGCACGCGGCGCUUGAUGGGUCACAGUCGCGGGUCAGGCAUUUGCUCGUCGCUGAAGAUCCACAGUUACACACAGUCAACACACCACAUGGGGAUGUCAUAUUUCUACAGAUGGUUGGAUGUACAACGAGAGAGUUGAGAGCGGCGCAGCGUGGUUCCGGGUUCGAAGUUUUGAAGCUAAUAAGCGAAGAUCCCAGAUGUGGUGGUGAAUGGCUCGUGACUCGCGUAUCAAGAAGACGUUCAGCGCGUUUGGGCAUUUGUAAUCGUCAAUUGGUCCAUUUGGCCGGAGUGUCUGCGAGGGUUAACUGGCAGAAGUAUUGUAUGAGCGAAGAAGAACUGCCUUUGUCCCCAAGUGUGGAGCGGCAGAUAAAGGAGACAUUACAACGCGGACUAUCCUCAAUGACGGAUAGAGGAUCUGAAGGUCACAAUAUGUCGACGGAUAGCUUCGAAAUGUCGAGUAUGGAGCGAGCGUUGCCACAAAUACCAAAUAUAGUUCAGGAAUCGUGGCGGGAGGAUAGCAUAGAAUAUUUGGAGGGAGUACAUCUCAUGUUGAAUAGUGAAGGUGCUAGUCUUCUACCGCUUGCUAUUGACGGUCGCGUGCGCCAUUCAUCGCACUUCACAUGGCGUCAAGGAGCUCGUUCAGUGACAGUUCUACCGCCGUCAGUGGGCGGGGCUUUUGUCACACCAAGAAGACCGUAUGCUGUCAGCGGUUCUUGGCUUCAGAUUCUUAUACCAAAGGAACUAGCAGAGGAGAUGUCAAAAAAAGUAGCUCCACUCGCCAAUUUAGCGGAAAUGGACUCUGAGACUGAUGACGAUGAAAACCAAGACGCAACCACAGCACCUUCCAUUCCCCAUACGAUAUCUUGGCCGAGUUAUAAAUUAAAAAUCUCUGUGUUACCCGAUACUGAUUUUUUAUAA
Messenger RNA from Pieris macdunnoughi, 1446 nucleotides. NCBI's taxonomy places the organism in Eukaryota, Metazoa, Arthropoda, Insecta, Lepidoptera, Pieridae. The record is from the annotation of a GenBank genome assembly.